AUGUCUCCUCCACUUCCCACAGUAGGAACGGAAUAUUAUCAUCAAUCACCUGAAGAUUUAUAUAUGUUAAGUCAUCAAUUAGGAUUAAGUGGUGGUGGAUCCAUUGAUCCAAUUUUACUUAAUCAAAAUGAUCCAUUGUUUACCAGUUUUUCUUACGGAAGGGAUACAAUACCUGAAAUAAUGUGA
Diversispora eburnea is the source of this 186-nucleotide messenger RNA. Lineage: Eukaryota; Fungi; Glomeromycota; Glomeromycetes; Diversisporales; Diversisporaceae. The record is from the annotation of a GenBank genome assembly.